This is a messenger RNA of Zootermopsis nevadensis, 1808 nucleotides long. Its product is annotated as ribosomal protein S6 kinase alpha-5. The record is from RefSeq and is a predicted model, not a curated record. Gene Ontology annotation, molecular function: protein serine/threonine kinase activity; ATP binding. NCBI's taxonomy places the organism in Eukaryota, Metazoa, Arthropoda, Insecta, Blattodea, Termopsidae. Gene Ontology annotation, biological process: protein phosphorylation.
GAGACAACAAUAGUAACAACACGCUGUGCAUAAGUACAACGCAACAAAAUGGGAGUCUCGAUUUCUACAAGACCGAAUUGUGGUGGCGCAUAGAGCUAAAACAAUGACCCAACCCCAUGCCACCUUGAAGACCUUCAAGGUACUCAGCCAUCUAGGAAAAGGCGGAUAUGGGAACGUGUACCUCGUUCGUAAGAAAGGCGGUCUUGAUGAUGGCUCACUGUACGCUAUGAAAAUAAUGGAGAAGCCUGAUGAUGCAUUAUCACUUCAGGAUAGUAUAACAGAGCGUAAAGUGCAUGAAAAAGUAAGCAACAUCCCAUUCUUGGUCGGUCUCCACUACGCCUGUCAGACAGAAAUGAGGCUGUACCUGAUAAUUGACUAUUAUGAAGGUGGUACUAUGACAAAUCUCUUAAGACAGAAAGGUCCAUUUACAGAAGAUCAAGCCAGAAUUUAUAUAGCAGAAGUUGUCCUCGCAAUAGAGCACCUUCACAAGAUGAGAGUAAUCCACAGAGAUUUGAAACCAGACAACAUUCUAUUGGAUGCUCGUGGUCACGUCGCAGUCGCAGACUACGGCAUUAGUAAAACAUUCCGCAGUCCUAAAAAGGCCAAACGUACAUAUUCAUUCUGCGGGACUAGAGAAUAUAUGGCUCCAGAAGUCAUCAGAUCCAAAGGUUACGGCUUAGCAGCUGACUGGUGGAGUGUUGGCGUACUAGCGUAUGAGAUGGUGAAAGGAGUCAAACCAUUUAAAUAUAAUAAAGAUUGCUCUGAUUGCACGCUAUUUAGUAAAAUUCUGAAUUGCAAACCGGUAAUGCCAAGGAGUGCAUCCAAGGACAUGAGAGAUUUGAUAACCAGACUUUUAGAAAAACAACCAAGAUACCGUUUAUGCACAGGAAAACGUGAUGCUAAGGAGAUCAAGACCCAUCGAUUCUUCCGCGACAUCAACUGGGAAGAUGUCAAAAAUAAAGUAAUACCAAUGCCAUUCGUGCCAGUUUUUGAUCACGGAAUUAAUAACACCAUUCAAGAAUAUUCAAUUUUGGAGCCACCCAUCUCUGAGAUGGAGAGGGGAAAAACUGUCAAGGGUUAUACAUUCCCACCACCAGAAUUUAUUCCUAAUGGAAAUUCUUCUCGCAGUUCCUCUCAGUGCUCAGACACAAAUGCAGAACCAAUGGCGAAGAGAAACAUUAUUAAACGUCAACCUAAAAGAAACAUUCCCAACAGAAUUCCUGAACCAGCUAUCAAGGCUGGUCCUUCCAAGGCAAUGCCAUGCAAGCAGAAGCGGAAACCUAGCUUCAAACAGGCUGUACCACCUUGCAAGAAGCAUAAAUAUGGCCGCUCACCGCAUGACACUGAAGACGUCACAACCAGCGAAACUUAAAAAACAGAUACCAUUUAAAUGGCAAAGGGAAAGCAGUCAACUUACAGCCACACUGCCCUAUGGGUGCAUCGCAUGGGCCAUCACAGCCAAGAAAAGCAUAGCAUGGCCCAGUGCCAUUCAGCACGGAACAGCAUUGCUCGGCUGUGCCCAUCUUGGCCAAGCAGUGCCCUGCAAGACCCUAGUACCACUUAGCACAGAAAAGUAAAGUCCAACUGGGCUUUCCUGGCAAUACUGGAUUCUGCUGAGUGAUCCUGGGCCGUCCUGGAUGGUAUUUGGCCUUGCUGAGCCAACCUUGGCCCAAUAACACCCUGCAAGGCUCAGCAAAGCCCAUCAGGGCCCAACACAGCCCAUUUCAGCAACGCUCAUAUCAGUUUUAUUAUUUUGUAAGCACCUGUACAAAAAAUCAACAAUAAAAUAUCAACUCAAUUAUAUCAGA